CUGGGUCAAUUUGUGCCACUCCACUAACAUGACCAAACAAUUCUGGGUAUGGAUUGUGUUUGCAUAUUGUGGAUAUAUUUUCUAGCAUCGAUGUACAGUCAUCAAUGUAAUGGGGAUAGAGUUCGGGGAUAGGGCCAGUGUACACCUGGAACACAAUGUAUCUCUCGUGUCUAUAUCUCUAGGCUGUGAAGAUCUUGGUGCAACUCUGUGAGGUUGGGCUUGGAGAACACCAAAUGACAGAGGGGAAAACUAGUGAUUGUGAAGAUGUUUGCUGGAGGUUCUACCUUGAGUGAAAUUCAGAACUGAGGAGAAAUUUGCUCUCAAUAUUGGACUUACUUUGACAAAUUGUAGUAGUUUGAUGAUCAUAUGCAGCUGAUUGGUGACCUCCUAAGUCCAACCUCCGCCAUGAUCUGAUGCAAUGAAUAUUAGUUUGAUCUAUCGGACCAACUACAGCAUGAACAGGCAAGAAUAUUCACCGUUCCAUUUAUUACAAAACUACAGAUUCUGUCAUUUGCCAUUAUCAUAGACAUUUCAAACAUCACACAGUCAUCUGCUUGAAUAUGUGUUACUGGAAACUAUUCUAACUUCAGUUGUGAAUAGCAUUAAUUAUACUUGUCUUUCUCCAGGGUGGUUAGCAUUCUGCAAAAGCUUUUCUCUUUACCUCACCAACGUGACUACACUGAACUAAACUGAAUUGAACUGGAAGGGACGUGAUUUAUUCCCAGAGGUUGUGAAGGUCUUGGUGCAAACUGUGCCGUUUGAUUUGGAGAAAACUGAAAGUUGCAGAAGAAAUUGGAUGAUGAUGAGGCUGGUGACUGGUGGGUUUACCUUGUGUGUGAAACUCAGGAGAUAAUUACACUCAAUAUUGGAAUAACUGAGUAAAUACAGCAUUUUAUUAUCACAUCUACUGGUUUGUGUUCUCCUCAACCCAAAACUCACAUUGUUUUAAACAGCCAAACCACCCAAAUCACAGUGACACAGAUGUUAGAGCUGCUGCCUGCCUCACAGUGCUGGAGACCAGGGUUCAAUCCUGACCUCGGGUGCUCUCUGGGUGGAGAUAGCACGCUCCCUGUGGCCACGAAUGAGUGGGGAUGUAGGUUACUGGACCUCCAUAAAUUGCCUGUAGUGUGUAGGGAGCGGAUGGGAAAGUGAGAGAACAGAACGAGUGUGGUCGGCACGGACAGAGGGGCUGAAGGGCAAGUUUCCAUGCUGUGUCUCAAAACUAAACUCAAUCAGAACAUCACUACAGAUACAAGAAGAUUGACACAUACUCAUCAUUACACAACAAUAGAUACUCUCAUUCCCCAAUGCCCUUGACAUUUGUUAUCCUCCAAUAACCUUUAGACAAUAGACAACAGGUGCAGGAGUAGAGGCCAUUCGGCCCUUCCAGCCAGCACCAUUCGCCAUUCAAUGUGAUCAUGGCUGAUCAUCCCCAAUCAGUACCCCAUUCCUGCCUUCUCCCCAUAUCCCCUGACUCCGCUAUCUUUAAGAGCCCUAUCUAGCUCUCUCUUGAAAGCAUCCAGAGAACCGGCCUCCACAGAGAAUUCCACAGACUCACAACUCUCUGUGAGAAAAAGUGUUUCCUGGUCUCUGUUCUAAAUGGCUUACUCCUUAUUCUUAAACUGUGUGGCCCCUGGUUCUGGACUCCCCCAACAUCGGGAACAUGUUUCCUGCCUCUAGCGUGUACAAGCCCUUAACAAUCUUAUAUGUUUCAAUGAGAUACCCUCUCAUCCUUCUAAACUCCAGAGUGUACAAGCCCAAGCGCUCCAUUCUCUCAGCAUAUGACAGUCCCGCCAUCCCGGGAAUUAACCUGGUGAACCUACGCUGGGCUCCCUCAAUAGCAAGAAUGUCCUUCCUCAAAUUAGGGGACCAAAACUGCACACAAUACUCCAGGUGUGGUCUCACCAGGGCCCUGUACAACUGCAGAAGGACCUCUUUGCUCCUAGACUCGACUCCUCUUGUUAUAAAGGCCAACAUGCCAUUGGCUUUCUUCACUGCCUGCUGUACCUGCAUGCUUACUUUCAUAGACUGAUGAACAAGGACCCCCAGAUCCCGUUGUACUUCCCCUUUUCCCCCUUCCCAUUUAGAAAGAUGAGGUUCCAUGUCUCAAGGCAUCCAAUGCAUGUUUGAGCUCAGUAAAUUCCCAUUUUCCUUUGCCGAAUAAGGUUUGACAAGAUGUGUUUUACACUGACACAAACACUUUCAACAGAAGUGAUGUCUGAACCCUGAGCAGGAGAGGAAGAGGAAGGUCCUGUAGUUUCAUAAGACACAGCGUGAGACUGGGGAAGUCAGUGUGUCACCGUGCUUGGAGCUUUGCUGCCCAGUCUCUGGACUCGUUCACCAUCAGUCUCUUCCCACAAGAGAAUGUACAAAAUGAGGCCGAGGCUUCUCUGCAGCAGUUUGCCAGCUGGUUUGAUGUUCAGUGUCUUUGUUUUCCUGCUUCGACCAGUUUCCACACAGAAAAACAGAAAUCAAAUGUAUUUCUCGGAUAAUGGAGACGAGAUUGUGUUAAACGGACCGGCCAAUGCUGAGAAAAACACUGUUUUUGUCUGGGAAUGGAAUCCACACUCAGGGAAGGAAAUCAGAAUAUUGACGACUGUUAGAAGAACGGGGGGCUAUUGGAUCAAUGAGAAGAUCGAUGGCAACUUGUACCCGGAGAUGAAAGUGAAUACCAGUACCCUUGAUCUAACAAUUGAUAAACCCACAUUUAAAUUGGCGGGAAUUUUCACUUUGACUCAAACAGAACCGAUAAAGCAAAUCCUGAAACAAUAUGAAAUAUUUGGGAUGAAAGUUGAGGCAAGUCCACAGAGGCCUCUGCUGGGCAGUGACGUUACACUCAGCUGCACCAUCUCCAGACUCUCAGAUACAGUCAGUCUUCACUGGAGACCCAUGGACUCAUCCCAGCAGAACAGGAGCAACACUGAUCAGAUCCGCCUGGAUAACACGGUCUAUCUGAUGGUUCGACACGUUACAGUGGAGGAUGGGAAUCUGUAUGUGUGUGAAGUGCGGGAAAACGGAAACAUUCUUCACACAAGUAACGGAGGUUUUACUGUAGACAAGUGUAAGUGUGUACACCUCCCAUUGGGUAUCAAGUAGACACUUGUAUCACGGUGCUUCUUGUAAUAUUAUGUGUGCGCUCCGUGAAGAACUGUGGCAGUGACCAACUGCUCUCCAGUAUAAAAUGCUGCAAUGAUCAGGGAGAAGUUUCCAGAAAGUCUCUGUGUGGAGCAGCUGGCUGCUUGUCUUUGUGUGACAGACACAGAGCACAGGAGGGAGAGGUCUUUCUGUAAGCAUUGUUCAGUAAAGUAUUUUAUCAGUUUAUCUUGCCAUCAAUGCUCCAGUAUCUGAGACUGAGAUACAGGGCUCAUCUUGCCAUCAAUGCUCCAGUAUCUGAGACUGAGAUACUGAUACAUGACUCAUCUUGUCAUCAAUGCUCCAGUAUCUGAGACUGAGAUACUAUACAGGACUCACGUCAAAGUGUCAGAUAGAAAGUGUAGUCACCAGCACUUGCUGCUCACUCACACACUGGGGGUCCCGACCCACACAUCAACACUGAACAAUAAUCCAUCCCCUCUCCACACACUGACCCUUCUCUACGAGUCUGGUGUUGCUUGAAGUGAUUCCAGCUGCUGCAGACUCGGGCUUGGGAUCAGCAUUCAGCUGGGAGCAGGACCCGGGAACAGGGAAGGACAGGGAAUCAAUGGAUGUGAAUGGGAGAGAGGUGGUGGGAAUAAUGGGAAUGAGCCGAUCCACUUGAAGUGCCAACGUGUCCGGGUCAGUCCCCGUGGGCUGCUUCUGUCCACAGCCUGGACCUGAACCUGAACCCGAACCUGAACCUGAAACUGAACCCGAACCUGAACCUGAACCUGAA
Leucoraja erinaceus (little skate) is the source of this 3871-nucleotide messenger RNA. RefSeq lists its product as uncharacterized. The transcript has 4 exons. The coding region runs from base 2365 to 3096 and encodes 243 amino acids. The record is from RefSeq and is a predicted model, not a curated record. Lineage: Eukaryota; Metazoa; Chordata; Chondrichthyes; Rajiformes; Rajidae.